CCAGUGAAGGAACGGUGAUAUAUUUCUAAGUGAGGAUGGUGAGUGGCUUUGAGGGGACUUUGCAGGUGGUGGCUUGAUCUGUAUGAGGGAGUUGACACUUAUCAUGGGCAGAUGGCAAAUAGCAGUAAAAGUUUACAGUCGUAAUCUGGCAGAGAAGAGGAGCCGAAUUUCCAGGUGAAAGGAAGGAUUCCUCCUGCAUCCUGCCUGUAUGUGUUAGCAACACUGGGUAUACCCUGGUCCACCUGAAGAUGUCGUCUGAUGCACCCUUCCCUGUUAUUUCUCCUCCCCACCCCUGUUAGCAAUUGGAGGAUGUUGUCUGUUAUUUCUUUCUCCUUCUCCCUCCUCAGAUCCCUCUGCCCAGCUAUGGCGUCUGACGACGUGGUGAGGUUUCAGUUCCCGAGCCACGAGGUGACCAUCCUGAAGAAGAUGAACCAGCUGCGGCUGGAGGAGCGCUUCUGCGACGUGACCAUCGUGGCGGACCAGCUGCGGUUCCCAGGCCACCGGGUGGUGCUGGCCGCGUGCUCGCCGUUCCUGCGCGACCAGUUCCACAUGAACCCAUCGCAGGAGGUGCAGGUCUUCCCCAUGACCGGCGCCCAGAUUGUGCUGCGCCUGCUGCUCUCGUGCUACACCGGCCGCCUCGAGUUCCCCUUCAAUGACAUCCUCGACUACCUGACGGCUGCGAGCUGCCUGCAAAUGGAGCACGUGGUUGAGAAGUGCCGCCAAUCGCUGUCGCCGCGCAUCGGGCCCCGCGUGACCCCGUCCGAGGGCGUCGAGGAGGGGCCCGGCACGCCGCAGAUUGCCAGCUCGUCGGAGCGGGCACCGGAUGCCGACAGGACGGCCGCCUGGGAGGCUGCGGCGGCGCCGGAGGAGAAAGUGCCGAGGCGGACGCCGGCCGACGAUGUGGUGAAGCUGGAGUCAGAGCAGCGCUCGGAUUUCGGCGGCACCGAGGACAUCUGCAUCCACAAGGUGGAGUCGCUGGCCGACUGCAUGGAGGGCUGCCCGGAGCCGGAGGGCAAAGCGCGGGGCCCUGAGGCCGCCAACGGCCUGGAGCCCGAUCCGGGCAUCCACUCGACGGCGGGCGGCUACCCGGACGCCGGCGGCCCCCCCUACGACAUGUCGGAGGUGAUGAUCUCGGACGAGUUCCAGGAGGAGGACUAUGAGAGCUCGGCCAGCGAGGAGUGCCGCAGCAGCGGCUUCGCCAGCAACUAUUACCGGCCGGGAGAGGAGCACCCGCCGCUGGCGCCACAGCAACAGCCGCCGCCACCGCCUCCCGCCGCCGCACUGGCGGGACUGGGCACCAAGGAAGGGGAGUCAGCGCGCAGUCCUGGCCUGUGCUCGGAGUGUGGCGCGCCGUUCGAGCACCGCGAGCACCUGGCCGCCCACAUGGUGGUCCACAAGCUCUACAUGUGCCUGCUGUGCGGCAAGGUGUUCAAGAAGAACGCGCGGCUGGCACAACACAUCAAUGUGCACACCGGCUUCAAGCCGUACUGCUGCGCGAUCUGCGGCCGCACCUUCACGCAGAAGCGCUCGCUCAAGGACCACAUGAACGUGCACAACGGAGACUCGCCGCACUGCUGCAACUACUGCGACAUGCGCUUCACCCACUACAGCACCCUGCGGGUCCACCUCCGGGACCAGCACGGCAAGACCACCACACGCAACAUGGAGAACAAGCCCGCCGAAAUCAGCCUGGUGGUGCCUUAGCAAUUGGUUUUACCCACCCAAACCCCCCCCAACCCAAUUCCCCCCUAUCCUUGUUUCCCCCCCCUUCCUCCCCUCCACCACACUCUUCACCCCAUCAUCUCAGAAUCUCCAUCCUUCCCCACCCUAUAUCCCAUCCAACUUCUCUCCCGAUCCCACCCGAAUGGCCUCCUGUCAAAAAAGAAGCACCCCUUUUUUUAAGACAACUUCGCAGUGCAGCCAACCCGAUUAACGGCACACAGUUUUGUCCCGAUUGACCUAUUCCAGUCAAUGGAGUCUCCACCAAAUUCUUUGUCCACCUGCUCUUGUCUGUCUCAGUUUUUUUAACCGACCGGCCUAUCCUCACCAUUGCCCGGUUUGUUUUAUUUUGUAUGUCUCCGUGACAGGAAACACCUCUUUUGUGUAAUCUAUAUUUUUAUUGCAAAAAAUAAUAAUUUGUGAUUUUGAAAAAAAAAGCAAAAAUCAUUUCUUUUUAAAACCUCCUGUUGCGCGAGUUGUUAAUUUGUCAGGUGCUGGGAACGUAGGGCAUUGUUCCUCAGAGUGGGAUUUAUUUCUCUGAGGGCUUUUAUGGUGGUCUUUUCAGUUAUCAGGGCAGGUAGUUGCCACGCAAUCUAACACUCCAUCAUAAGCACAAUUUCCAAAUCGUACAGCCUGUACAUGAAGUUGUAGGGGUUCCUGCUGUCACUGUCAUAGCUUUUGCGAUCAGAUUUUGUUCACAACAUUGCAAUCAAUAUUGAAGAGCCACUGACUGCUGUUUGAGUUUUUGAGGGGGUAGGGGCUACAGCAGAUUCAAGGUCACCACUCCCCUGGACUUCAUGGAACAGAUGGAGGCCAUUCAGCCCCUAGAGCCUGCCUUGCUAUUCCAUAUAAUGCUUACAGUGCAGAUAGGGUCAUUCAGCCCAUGGAGUCUACACUGCCCCUCUGAAGAGCAUCCCACCCAGAAAUGCCCCUACCCCAACCUCAGAACAACACAUGGGUUUUUACCUCACGGCUAAUCCACCUAACCUGCACAUCUUUGAAUAUUUACAGGGCAAUUUUAGCAAGGCCAAUCCACCUAUCCUGCACAUUGUUGCUGUGGGAGGAAACCCAUGCAAAGACUGGGGAGAAUAUGCAAACUUCACACAGUCACCCAAUGCUGGGACUGAACCGUGUCCCUGGAACUGUGAGACAGCAUUGCUAAUCAUUGUGCCACCAUGACAAUCUCAUUUGAUAAGAUUGUGACUGAUCCUACGCCUAACUCCAAACACGUGCCUUUGCCCUUUAUCCUUUGAUACCUAACUAAAACAUAUCGCUCUCAGAUUUAAGAUGAGCAAUUAAUCGAGCAUCAAUUGCUAUUUACGGAUGAGGAUACCUACUGUGAUCUAUGUACCUAGAUGUGUUUCCUAAUUUUGCUUGUGAAAGGUUUAACUCUUACUUUUUAAACAGUGACCCUUCAUUUUUGACUCCCCACCCAUCAGAAAUAGUUUUUUUUCUCUUAUCUACCUGACCUGUUGCCCUUAACAUUGUGAAAACUUCAAUCAACUCAGCUGUAUCCCUCUGAAUUCCAGGGAAAACAUCUCUAGUUGUUGUAAAAUCUGAUGGGAUUCAACUUUCAGAGUCCAGCUAUCAUUCUAGUGAAGCUACCCUGCACUCCCAUUGUAAACCUCCAGAAGUGUGAUAUCCUGAACUCCUCACUGUUACUCUUGGUGUGCUCUAACCUGGUUCUUAUAUAGCUGAAGUCAGACUUCCAACUUUUUGUAUUCCUGUCCUCCAGAUAUAAAAGGCCUGCCUUCUGUUAGCUUUUGGUUUGAUUGUUUUCUGUACCUGUUCAUGACAUUCUAAUGAGCUUUGGAACCUAGGCUUUCAAGUCUCUUCAGAUCCACACUGUUUCCAGCUUUUCACCAUCAUAGGGAAUAAACCAGCAGUUCUCACAUCCAAUAAGGAAUUAAAAAAAAGACAAAUUCAGAUGCUAUAGGUGGGUAUCUAACCAAGGCUGAAGUAUCAUUUCUUCCCCUUUCAUGCCAUCCAUUAGCUUUUGAUUUGUUCUGAUCAUUCUUAGUAUCCAUCUGCUGGAUUUAAAUGAUCCAUCUAUUGAAUUUCAAAAUCCUUUAAGACUAUGUAUAAUCUCUCAGAACCUGUUGUCUUUAAACUGGAGU
Messenger RNA from Rhincodon typus (whale shark), 3836 nucleotides. Its product is annotated as zinc finger and BTB domain-containing protein 12-like. The transcript has a single exon. Gene Ontology annotation, molecular function: RNA polymerase II cis-regulatory region sequence-specific DNA binding; protein binding; DNA-binding transcription factor activity, RNA polymerase II-specific. Bases 259 to 1704 code for a protein of 481 amino acids. The record is from RefSeq and is a predicted model, not a curated record. Gene Ontology annotation, biological process: regulation of transcription by RNA polymerase II. Lineage: Eukaryota; Metazoa; Chordata; Chondrichthyes; Orectolobiformes; Rhincodontidae.